AUGUGGCGAUUUUUCGAUUAUAAAAGAUUACUCACAACAGCAGCUUUUUUGACUACCCAAUGUUUAAUUUGCGGCCAUUCCUUGAAGUGCUAUUUUGGGACACUCACGGAGUUAACAAGCAUUGAAACAAAAGAUAAUCAGUGCCUUGUUUAUAUAGAAACCAAUCACUCGUGUCCAGAUACGCCGGUUAAAUUUGGGAGCAUGUAUGCAGUAGGAAACCUCAGUGGCAAGUGUGGUGUGUGGCAAAAGAAGAAUAGUUCUCGACAUCAUUUCGAUAUGGUUUCGUCGUGUUUUUGCAGCACGGACGGCUGCAACACAAAGAUUUUCGCCCAGGAUCGUAUUUCUGCAGUUUUAGCUGACAAAUCUGGAACGCUGUUGGUGCAAACUAAUUUAAAAGGCUUGACAGUGGAGCAUUCGGAUGUUCGGAUGAAGUUACUUCGGUGUUUAAAGGAAACCAUCGAGAGAUCUCCAGUUCAAAACAAUUCUUCUGAUGGAAAAGUCCCUCUAACAAUACCUCGAAAUAUUUCUCUUCCCAACUGGAUUCUUGUCAUCAUUGUUGGCUUAUUGUUACUUACUUGCGUGGCAUCAGUGUGUAUCAUUGUGGGCAGAAGAGGAAAAAAGCUCCAGGACGAUCUCAAGUCCAGCCGUCCGUCUGUUGUUGAAUUAGAAUUCAGCGAGAAGGACGGUGCAUGUAACGAGAAGACACUUAUAGAAAAGCUUAGAAAUCUUGAACAAAAAUCCAGCGAAAGUGGCAAGGAGCAGGGAGAGGAUAAUGAAGGCAAAUAUCACAAACCGUAG
Messenger RNA from Necator americanus (New World hookworm), 798 nucleotides. RefSeq lists its product as uncharacterized. The record is from RefSeq and is a predicted model, not a curated record. NCBI's taxonomy places the organism in Eukaryota, Metazoa, Nematoda, Chromadorea, Rhabditida, Ancylostomatidae. The transcript has 7 exons. Bases 1 to 798 code for a protein of 265 amino acids.